Anastrepha obliqua is the source of this 1664-nucleotide messenger RNA. RefSeq lists its product as uncharacterized. The coding region runs from base 111 to 1229 and encodes 372 amino acids. The transcript is spliced from 5 exons. NCBI's taxonomy places the organism in Eukaryota, Metazoa, Arthropoda, Insecta, Diptera, Tephritidae. The record is from RefSeq and is a predicted model, not a curated record.
UUCGCUUGUUUCGUGCUGUUGAUUUCAAAACUUUUUGUCCUACGAUUUGCAUAAUUCCACAUAAACUGAUCUGGUCAGCUUCGGAAAUACAUAAUAUUAUUUAAUUAACAAUGGAAAAUAAACCAACGGUGCUUGUAUUGGGUGGGUGUGGAUUUAUCGGACGUAAUAUAGUUGCUUAUCUGGUUGAAAAUGACUUGGCGGAGGAAAUACGUGUGGUGGACAAGACUCCACCACAAAUGGCGUGGCUAAACGAGCGCCACUCUCAGGCAUUUGAUAACAAGAAAGUGGAGUUUUGCAGUGCUAAUCUCAUCAAUGCCGCUUCCUGUAAAAAUGCUUUCGUCCCACACCCAACCACAGGGCGAACGUGGGAUGUCGUAUUUAACUGCGCAGCUGAAACGCGUCCGAAUCAAACUGAAGCUGUCUAUAAGGAAGGGAUUCUUAAAUUGAGUAUGAAUUGCGCCAAUGAAGCAGCGAACAUAAAAGUGAAGAGAUUUGUAGAGCUAAGUUCCGGGUGUGUCAACAGUUCGGAAAAGAUUCCGCAGAGGGAAGAUUGUAAGCUUGAGGCGUGGACGUGUGUGGCUAAGCAAAAGUUGAAGGUCGAACGUGAACUAGAAACGCUAAGUGAUGCUUUGCCGUACACUAUUGUACGCCUGCCGAUCGUCUACGGUUUAGGCGAUAAACGCUAUUUAAUGCCUCGCAUUAUUGUAGCUGCAAUAUAUAAGUAUUUAAAUGAAUGUAUGAAGUUGCUGUGGAAUGAUUCCAUGCGGCUUAAUACUGUGCAUGUUGACGAUGUGUGCGCAGCUUUGUGGUUUUUGGCACAAAAUCCAGCUGCAAUAGGUGAAGUAUACAACAUCGUCGAUGAUGCUAAUUCAACACAAGGAACUAUAAGUGAUAUUUUGUCUGACAUAUUCUCAAUAAAUGUCGACUACUUCGGCAUUGUCAUGUCCAAUUUAACAAAGUUAAGCUUAUCAGAUACGGUUAGUGAUGUGAACGAUAAACAUAUGACUCCCUGGGCAGAAAUUUGUCAAAAGAAUGAAAUAAAUAAUACACCUCUAACGCCAUACUUGGACGAAGAACAACUGUAUCAUAAGCAUUUGUAUUUGGAUAAUACAAAAUUAAAGACUUUGGGAUACGUGUUGAAAGUGCCAAAAUUAAUGCGUGAACAUGUUAUUGAAAUUAUCGAAGACUAUGUAAAGCAAAAGUUAUUUCCAAAAUCUCUGAUGAUCUGAACUUUAGCUCCACAAACUUUGGUACUUAAGGAAGCAACAUUUAAGAAAGACAUGACUCAACUCAGUUAAAAUACGUAAAAUGUUUUCAUAGCAACUAAGGUAAAAAAUAUGUAUUUUUUUUUUUUUUGAAAAACAAAAAACUAUUGAAAGUGUAUAAUAAUGUAACACAACUCAAAAAGUUGUAUUUUCUAAGAACAAAAUGCUUGUUUUUUGUGCAUUAUUGUACACCGCUGAUAUUUUCUAAAGUGUACUUAUAGUAUUACUGCAUAGUAAGUUAGAGAAUUCGAAUUUUGAAAACGAAUUUUAAUGUUUUUACGUAUGUACUCGUAUUUACACAAAUAAUUGGUGUCUUAAGACGAUUUUUAUGUAAAGGAUAUUCUACGAAAUACAAUUACAUACUUUGUCAUAUAUAUGUGCCAAAAUAAAUAUUAUGGA